Molecule: messenger RNA, 5052 nt
Organism: Chara braunii
Lineage: Eukaryota; Viridiplantae; Streptophyta; Charophyceae; Charales; Characeae
Source: the annotation of a GenBank genome assembly
UUCAGGGGCGUAGACUUGAACCGCCCAGGGCGUGUACAUGCGAUGGGAUCCUUACACCUGUCAGAAGAAGGAUGGCGGACCUUUGGGAUUGCUUUGGCUUCCGGGGAUGACCCCGUACGAAUGUUCGAAGGGGCAUGGCAAAUAACCUGGCGGGAGGGGUUUGAGUUUGCAAAUCCGGAACGAGAUGACGUGACGGCUGAGGUAAAAGUCGCCGCGGCAGGGGUUUUUGAGCUGCCAAAUGAGGUCGUACGGAUGAGUAUACCACCCUUCCUACUAAGACGAAUGGGAGGCAUAGAACAAGUGGAGCAGGCGGUGACUACCGUAAAUAGGCUAAAUUUUGACGAAGCACUAAUGUAUCGAGAAGACUAUCGGGCCUUCCUAGAGAUGGGGCCUUUCGGGAAUGAACAAGGGCGCGAGGUGCUUUGUAUUCUAAGAGCAGCGGUAAAUGCUAGGCCAGGAGUGCCGCAAAUAAGUAAUGAGACGAUGUGGAGAGUCAUCCGGCGAGAGGUAGGUCGGGGCGCGGCCUACAUAGAUCAUCUCUACCGGUUGGUGCGAACGCAUAAUCCAAAGGGAAAUCGAGAUAGGGGAGAAUUAUCUAAUGGGGGUGGCUCAACUAUUCGAGGAGCCUACCGAACCGGAAGAGCCGCGAGGGCGAGAGCGGGAUUAGCAUCCACAGGCGGGUCAAUAGGACAGAUCGAGUACAACUCGCUGCAACUAGGCGAAAUGGCAACGGAGGAGGAGAUAAAUAACCGUAAGAGUGAAGGAGAACCAGACUUAGGAGGCAGUGCCGCACAAAGCGAAGGGGGGCAGAAGGACAGAGAAUCGAUAAAUCCGGAUGGCACCAAAAGGAACCGGAAGGAAAUCUCCACAGAAGAAAGCUCGGGGAAAGCCGGGGGAAGCAAGCAAGGGACCCAGGGGGCCAAGGAAGGCAGAAGAAAGGAUAGGACAAGCCCCCGAAACUCGGAAGGAGCCAUGCCUAAGAAAGUAAGGGUCACGGAUACGAGGCGCAGACUAGCCGAGAUAGACAAGAGGACCGCGGAAUACAAGGCAAAAUUGAUUGAGGAAAUGAUAACUGGGAACGAGGAAGGUCCUCUGCAGGAGGAACCCCGGGACGAACGGAAAGCCAACCAAGGUGGGACUGGACAAGGGGAUAAAGGUAGUGACCGUGGGGGAACGCCGAGCAAGAGAAGGAAAGAGAGAGAGAACUCUCCGGGGAUGGAAGCAGAAAAGGCUACGACUCCGCCAGCCAUGGAAAGUAGGGCUAGCCGCCUGCCGAUCACGCCAGCAGUAGCGCGAGGAUGCGAAGGACUUUGGAGCCUUAGGGAAAGAGUGUUGGGAUGGUUUAACCCGGAAGGAACUAUGAAAACCAGGGAGGGACAGAAGACCGACAAGGAAAGUCCGGAUAACAGUGUGGCAGGCGAGGCCAGCAGCUCCAGGGGCGGCCUUAAGAAGAUAGUGUCGUCCCUCGCGCGAGCACUAAACAAAAAUCAAGGCUAUCUGGCAUACGCCAAGAAAAAGUUGACUUUCGAUGGAGCAAACAUCACAGAGUUCCUGAUCGACUACGAGAACCUAGUUGCGUUAGUAAAGUGGACCGAGGAGGAAAAGAUGGACCAUCUAGGACAACAUGUGUCAUUAAGCCUAGGACGGGACAGAAUGGCCAUUGUAGUCGCAAGCCGGUCUUGGAAGGAGACCCGGGAUGUGAUGAUGAGGAAGUACCUAGCGGCAGAGAAAAUGGCAACGGAGGCCGACCUAGCGGCAGUUCAGAGGAAGAACUUCGCAACGUACAAUGAUUUCCUACGGGAAUUACUCUGCACGAUAACGGAUCUGGCUGAGAAAACGGUAGUAACAGAGACGUUGGCCUUGCUUAAGGAAGGAGAGAUUAUAGAUCUGAUCGGUAGGACGGGCAACAAGGUAAAAAAGGGGAUUGAAAGUCUACAUGAACGGGUGCACGGGUUCGACAAUAAGAUUGAAAGGAUGGAAGGCGCGCUACUGGUUAUGCAAGCGCAAGUAUCCCGACAUGCCCUCCCUCCCCAGGAAGCUGUGGUCCCGCCAGGUGUAGCAAACCGGGGAUUCAGACAGAGAGAUCCUGCUAACGAGCAAUGCAAGUACUGCACCGCGAUAGGACAUUAUGUGCGCGCAUGCGGGAUGCGGCGAGCCAUUAUCAUGCUCAACGGUCUAGAAAUAACAGCCGUAGAAGCCGAACCGGUGGGCGAGAUCAUCUGGGAUCAGCUACAGGGGCGCGGGGCGCAGGCCAACUUUAUUUUGGAAAGCGACGGACGUGACAGGGUGAACGCAACCACUCGACUGGGAACGGCCGGGAGAAAGAUUAACCAUGACACCAUUAUGGAGGAGGUCGUCGGAAGCUCCGAACCCCAGGCGGAGCCUGAGGCCGAGGAACCAGAGAAAGUCUAUGAGAAGCUUAGGGAAGAGGAGCCUGCGGACAAGGUUACCGCUGCUAAGAAGAAGUUCAGGUAUCAAAUCCCGAUCUUAACCUUGCCUGAGCUCGACGACACCAUUAGCAAGUUACUAGGAACCAUGGUGUCGGGGUCAGGGAAUCAGCGGAUGACCGUAAUGGAGGAAAUGUACCACGACAUAAUCCUCGGGAGACCAUGGUGCACGAACAUAGAGAUGAUAGGCAUGCACUUACACGAUGGCUCAUACAUGGUAGACAUAGAGGACCCUGUGAUCGGCCCGGGAGAGCUCCUCCGACUCCUUGGAACGGGAGGAGACCCCCCGAAGGGGAAAUUGGCAACAUGGUCGCCGUCGUUCGAGGAUAGCACGCGGAAAGGGGUUUUCGCACGGAAGGAGGGUAUGAGAGAAAGGGUAGAAAUCAUGAUUGAGGAAGCAUUCAACAAGAAGGAGUGGAUCAAGAUGGGCUUGCCCCAGAAGAAGAGGAGGCAGGAGGACGAAGUCCUAGGUGUUAUGGUAGCGGAAAAGGAGUCAGAGGUCGAACUUGGUGCUAGCCUGCCCAAACGGAAAGAAGUACGCAUAGACGUGCCGGAAAUCGCACUCGAGAUCCCCGAUCUAUUGCAACUCAUCAAGGCCCUCAGAUACCACAAGGUAGGAGUGGAUUCGGCAGCCUUGGCCAAGUUCGAAAGAGAGGUGCAAAAGGGAUAUUGCCUGAAUGGGAAACUAGACAUCAAGGACUUACUCCGACGGUUCCUAGUAUACAACAUUAUGGCUAGUGGACCGAGGAAUAUCCUAGCAGUACCCGAGGUAACUUUACGAGGAUUUCGUUGCGGUGCUUACGGCAGAAAGCCGGAUCCGGCAAAAACCGACAAGAUAUCACAAUGGCCGACAUCGUUGCGCACGACAACGGAGGUAAGGGCAUUCCUAGGCGUAGUCGGCUUUUGGAGGAUCUUCAUUAAGAACUUUGCCAAGAUUGCUGAGCCUAUCCGGGCUAUGAUCAGGGAAAAAGGAACCAUGGAUUGGACGGAGGAGCGAGAAGGAGCUGUCCAAAGGCUCAAGGACAUAUUGACAUCUGAGACAGUCGCCCUAUCCGCGCCUUGUUUUAAUGACGAAGUGGGACGACCCUUCAUCCUAGAGACGGAUGGAGAACCUUUGGUCGUAGGAGGUGUGUUGAUUCAAAGGGAUGAGAGAGGAAAAGAGAGGCCGAUUAGGUUCGAAAGUAGAACCCUGAACUCCACAGAACGGCGGUACUCGCAAUUCAAGAAGGAAGUCCUAGCCAUUCUGCAUUGCCUUAAGACCUUUCAGGCCUACCUAUUCAGGAGGCGGUUCAUCUCAAGGAUCGAUCCGACGAAUGUCGCAGGGGCUCUAAAGAAUCACAGGUCUAUAGAUCCGACGGUAGGGAGAUGGGUAGGAUUCGUCUGGCAGUUCGAUUACAAGAUCGAACGGAUUGCUGGAAUCCGCAACAAGGCAGAUGGGCUGAGUCGGGUUUGCAUCACUCCCGAAGGGAUGGAGGAUGCAGAGCCCAUAGACGCCUUCCACGAAUACGAAGGAGGGACUCUUGCGGUGGAUAACGAAAUGAUGAGCGAGGGAUGCACAUCGGGAGAACUAUUGAUCCAGACUUUGGAGAAGGGGGUACCUGCCGAAGGAAAGGAUGGGGGCAAGGAAGGAGAGGAGUUUUUCUAUGUCCAAUCAUACGAAAGGUUCUUUCGGGAGAUCGGUUUGUUAUUGGUAGGAAACAAACAACCUACGGAAAUCGGUAUUAAGGCAAGAGAAGAAGCCGAAAGGUACGUCCUAAGGGGCGGGCAUUUGUUCCGAAGCGAGGAAGGUGCUAUGCCCAGAAGGGUUGUGUGCGAAAGAUCUAGGCAAGUAGACGUUAUCCAGGCAAUGCACAACGGGUUAGCUGGAGGUCAUCGGUCGUCCAAAGGAACACUUGCAAAGAUAACGCCGCUCUAUUAUUGGCCAGGCAUGGCAGACAUGGUCGCCAUAUACUGUCAGACUUGUCUUAUUUGCCAAGAACGAAGCUCGGUACGAGUCUUCGAGCCGCUUAGACCAACGCGGGUGCUAGGGCCGGGACAUCUGGUCCACCUCGACCUUGCGGUCAUGCUUGUAUCAACGGAUGGGUACAGGUAUAUCCUAGAUGCGCGAGACAACUUGAGUGGGUUCGUGGAGCCAGUCGCCCUCAAGAAAAAGACAGGGAGGAAUGUGGCGGACUGGAUAGAAGACUUCUACUUAAGGCAUCCGUUCGUCAGGAGGUUUAUACCAGACAAUGGGACGAAAUUUGUGAACCAAGAAGUAUUGGGGAUGCUUAAGAGACUCUGCGUACCGAUCAAACUCAUCGAGCCGUAUCACCCUGAGGCCAAUGCACCUGUGGAAAGGGGGCACCGAACCUUGAAGAACACGAUUGCAAAGCUCGCAGCAGACCAUCUGGGGAACUGGCCUAGGUAUCUUAAGCAGGCUGUCUUUGCAGAGAAUAUGACUCCUAAAAGGACAACAGGAUGUAUCCCGACAGAGCUUUGAUACGAAAGAGAGAUCGAUUUUCCUGUGGAAGCCUUGGUACCUACCUGGAAUAGGUUAGAUGAUGAUCCGCAAAUGACCACUGAAGAGUUAAUCGAGGCAAGAUGUCAACAAAUCCUUAAGAAUGAG